AUGUCGAUCCGAUGGACAUGCCUAUCAUCUCUCCCAACUAAAGCACGAUCAUCUCACUGUGCUUCUAUCGCCAAUAAAGCCACCCUAUUGCUAUAUGCUGGCGAGUUCCAGCCACGCAAACCUGUAGAUGGAGACGUUCACGUAUUCGAUCUGAACAGCGCCAUCCAGCAAUCCGUAGCGGAUAAUGCUGGCUUAUGGCGUACCUUGUCCGCAUCAUCGAAGCCGGAACCCCGAGUGGGUGCGACAACGGUGUUCGAUGGUGAAAAUUUGUACAUGUGGGGCGGAAGGGGGGGCGUUGAUAUGACACCUCUUGACCCCAAUCAAGCGGGCAUAUGGAAGGGGCAGAUAUUGCAGAAUAAAGUAAUAUGGGAGAAGCUCGAAGGCAAGGGCGACGAGCCCGUCACGAGAAGCUUCCACGCUUCCGUCUUGGCUAAUGGAAAAUUGUACAUUCAUGCAGGUUGUCCUGCCUCUGGUCGCCUCUCCACUCUCCAUUCUUAUGAUCUGCAAUCCUCUCGGUGGUCACUCUGUGCAGAUGCGCCCGAUCCUGCGCGUGGUGGCACCGCCAUCGCUUCUGUAAAACUUCCAUCAUCUUCCUCCAAUGAGGAAGUCAUCAUUCGAUUCGGCGGUUUCGCUGGGUACCAACUCCCCACCUCAACACCACCACCCUUAGAUAUUUACACACCGAGUACCAACUCCUGGACAACCAUCGUACCGUCUGGCGAUCCGCAACAGGGAUAUCCCGGAGCACGCUCCGUCCACGGUCUCGUUCCUCUUUCCACGCCUGAUGGCACCGGGGUCGCAUUGCUCUACCACGGCGAGUCUGACGCCUCCGACCUAGGCCAUGCAGGUGCCGGUAAAUUCCGGGACGAUGCCUGGGCGCUGGUGUGGCGCGAAGGUGAUUCGACUCCGGAGGGCCGUGGCUGGUUCCCCUCGACGUCCUAUACCGCUCCUGGAGGUAACACUCGAGUAGUUCUCUCGGGUGGCCUCCUUAGUUCGAACGAGCGUAGUGGGGAAGUGUGGGUUGGCGAUGUUCAAGUCUGA
Molecule: messenger RNA, 1041 nt
Organism: Suillus plorans
Lineage: Eukaryota; Fungi; Basidiomycota; Agaricomycetes; Boletales; Suillaceae
Product: galactose oxidase
Exons: 4
Coding region: 1-1041 (346 amino acids)
Molecular function (GO): protein binding
Source: RefSeq, a predicted model, not a curated record